This is a messenger RNA of Lactuca saligna, 944 nucleotides long. Lineage: Eukaryota; Viridiplantae; Streptophyta; Magnoliopsida; Asterales; Asteraceae. The record is from the annotation of a GenBank genome assembly.
AUUAUCAUCAACACCUUCCUCCCUCGUAAGUUGUACUCCUGGGUUGGAUAAAGCUUGCUACGUACACAUACCUAUUUGACCAAAUUGCCCUCGACGAUAACAUCCGGUUUAUUAACUCCCAGUCUUUUCCUCUGAAAAACCCACUCACGAUGAACACGCUUAAAAUCAGUUUCGCCGUCCUGAAGAAGCCAACUUCAUAUUUCUUCGGUGGCAAUUCCGUCAUUUCACUAAAAUCACUUACCCCUCCUUCUUCCGUAAAACCGGCGUCGAUCUCCGGUGGCCCCCGUGUCUACUCUACCUUCGCCGGCACCGGCGUCCGUACCGACUUCAAAGUGAACUCCUACUCUAACAUGGCGGAACCUGAUUCCGAUCAUAAGCAAGGAGAUGUCGCCGUCAAAGACGAUCGCAUUGCUCACAUUUCAUCCACAAUUCGCGUCAUCCCGGACUUCCCUAAACCUGGGAUCAUGUUUCAGGAUAUCACGACGAUGCUGCUUGAUCCAGUGGCCUUUAAGGAUUCGAUUGAUCUGUUCGUCGAGAGAUACAAAGACAAAGACAUAUCCGUUGUAGCUGGUGUUGAAGCAAGAGGAUUCAUAUUUGGUCCUCCUAUUGCAUUAGCCAUUGGUGCUAAAUUCGUUCCAAUGAGAAAACCCAACAAGUUACCCGGAGCUGUUAUAUCGGAAGAAUACUCGUUAGAGUAUGGUACUGACAUAAUGGAGAUGCAUGUUGGAGCAGUAGAAGUUGGUGAACGAACUCUUGUGAUAGAUGAUUUAAUUGCAACAGGAGGAACCUUAGUGGCUGCCAUUAACCUACUUGAACGUGUUGGUGCGAAUGUAGUCGAGUGUGCUUGUGUCAUUGAAUUGCCUGAUCUGAAGGGUCGGGAUCGAUUAGGAGACAAGCCGCUAUUCGUGCUCUUCUCAAGAUACACAAUUUCCUUUUGCUGGUAG